GGAAUAGCUAUUAUAUUGGCAUUCUAUUCGUUUAUAUACCUGUGAGACGAAUCCUCCUCGUACGGAUAGAUCACUGUUACUGUCUAGAAUCCUUUCUCAAGUACCAUAUGUAAAUCUAUAUAAAGGUAGGCUACAACUCAAUGUAUGGACUUAUUCCAAUUAUCCAACUAUAUCAUUUGAACAAACCAUCUUCAAAGCUUCCAUUUUUGAUUUUCUUCCCCACAAAAUGUCUUCCACUACGACAAUAGCCAUUGCUGGCUUCACAGGUAGAAUGGCUCGUUUGAUCACAAACUGUGUCCUUCAAGACCAUCCAAAUGUAACAAUACAUGGUAUUUGCCGCUCAGCUAGUAAGGUUGACGCAAACACACGCUUCAACCCUCGGGUUAGACUUUUCGAAACCAGUUCCACAGACAUAUCUACCAUUCGCGCUGCUCUAGCCGGUACAUCUGUAUGCAUAUGUUGUUAUCUAGGCGACAGCAAGCUCAUGGUCGAUGGCCAAAAGAUUCUUAUCGAUGCAUGUAUUGAAGAGAACGUCCCUCGCUACAUCGCCUCUGAUUAUACUUUUGACUAUCGACCUCUUGAACUUGACGAUUAUCCCGCCAAAGAUCCAUCAAAACAUAUCCAUCUGUAUCUUCAGGAGAAAGAGAAAACUGAAAAUAUCAGGGGCGUUCAUAUCCUUAACGGAGCAUUCAUGGAAUUCGUAUGGAGUCCCCUCCUUGGAUUUGUAAAUGCUGAGGAGGGCAAUUUUAGCUAUUAUGGUACCGGUGAUGAACAGUUGGAGAUGACUGCCAUGAAAGAUACAGCUAAAUUUGUAGCAGCAGUUUCCAUGGAUCCCAAAGCCGUUGGGGCUGUAAAAUGUAAGGCCACGGAAUACAUGUUAAAAUUGUUUUGAAGUCAAUCUCUUACUGACAUUCUUUUUCAGAUCGAGGAGACUCAAAGAGCAUCAAGAAAUUAGCUCAUUUAUACCAGGAAGCUUUUGGAGUUAAGCCGACUAUCCAGCGACUUGGUUCACUCGAAGAUCUUUAUGACAAUAUGACUUCUGUUUUCAAAGAAAAUCCAAGAAACGGAUUUGCUUGGAUUGGCUUGUAUGGUCAAUACUGGAUGUCUAACCGCCAGACAUUAUUGGGUGAUACAGAUAAUGGACGUUAUCCGGAAGUGGUGCCUACUACCGUGGAGGAGUUUUUAAAGGGGCACACGAAAGAAAGUCUGGGCAAAAGUACACAAUUUUGAGAAUAGAAUAUCUGGGCUUAGAAAAUCAGGUGGUGUUCUGCACAAAUUUGCCUAAUCUCUUUCCUCUGUCUCUCCA
Molecule: messenger RNA, 1306 nt
Organism: Botrytis cinerea B05.10
Lineage: Eukaryota; Fungi; Ascomycota; Leotiomycetes; Helotiales; Sclerotiniaceae
Exons: 1
Coding region: 227-892 (221 amino acids)
Source: RefSeq, a predicted model, not a curated record